AUGACCCUCCAACGUCCUCCUCGACAGAGACGCUCCUCCAGUAUUGGGCAAAGAGAUGCGUCUGCAUGCCGGUUGCAGUCGAACAGUAGUACUGAUGCGCAGCGGGGAGUCAUUCAGAAGCCCAGGCGGAGAACUGGGGCAAAAUCUCGGAGCGGCAAGGGACAGAGACGAAACGCGCGGGUUAAGAUAGCUAAGGAGCUCGAGAAGAGAGUUGAGGGGAUGGGACCCGAGGCUGCGUUGCUCCAGCAGCGUGAACUUCUCGGCCUACCCGCGAAUCCGCCCAACGUGGCGGCCGUCCGCGUCGACGCCGGGACGCCGCCCGCGAAGGCUAAACGUAGAGGCCGGAGGAAUACAAGGGACAAGGAGAGGUAUAUGGACGAUUUCCUACUCUCUGAUGAAGAGGAAGGAGGGGGGGCGCAUCGAGAAGACGAGGGGGGCGACCGGCUGCAGAGAGCAGACCGAUGGCUCCCCGACGUGGAGCACCGAAGACGGCCGAGCGAGAAGCCCAAGAAUAUACCCCAGUCACUGUGGAUGUCGUACUGCCUCAUGGACGAUUACAUCUACAGGUACAGCCUGAGCGACGAUGAAGUUCGAGCGCUGCCUCUCAUGGACGACAUAUACAAUUUCCAGAACGGCGGUCCGCAGCCAAUAACCCCGGCCGGGUUCCAAUGGGACAAGAAUGGGACGCUUGUGCCUGUCCAGGAUAGUGGAAGAUGCUGA
Molecule: messenger RNA, 720 nt
Organism: Durotheca rogersii
Lineage: Eukaryota; Fungi; Ascomycota; Sordariomycetes; Xylariales; Xylariaceae
Exons: 1
Coding region: 1-720 (239 amino acids)
Source: RefSeq, a predicted model, not a curated record